Tinamus guttatus (white-throated tinamou) is the source of this 1393-nucleotide messenger RNA. It is a transcript of the gene KCTD5, whose product is annotated as potassium channel tetramerization domain containing 5. Gene Ontology annotation, cellular component: cytoplasm; Cul3-RING ubiquitin ligase complex. The record is from RefSeq and is a predicted model, not a curated record. Gene Ontology annotation, biological process: protein homooligomerization; proteasome-mediated ubiquitin-dependent protein catabolic process. Lineage: Eukaryota; Metazoa; Chordata; Aves; Tinamiformes; Tinamidae. Gene Ontology annotation, molecular function: cullin family protein binding.
AUGACUUUUACAGUGAAAAGGCCGCCGCCCCCCGGCGCCGUGCCCGGCAAGUGGGUGCGGCUCAACGUGGGGGGCACCUGCUUCUUGACCACUCGGCAGACGCUCUGUAGGGACCCCAAGUCCUUCCUGUUCCGCCUCUGCCAGGCCGACCCCGACCUCGACUCGGACAAGGAUGAAACAGGUGCCUAUUUAAUAGACAGAGACCCAACCUACUUUGGGCCAGUGCUGAAUUAUCUCAGACAUGGGAAACUGGUUAUUAACAAGGACCUAGCUGAGGAAGGUGUACUGGAAGAGGCUGAAUUUUACAACAUCACAUCACUAAUAAAACUGGUAAAGGACAAAAUAAGAGAAAGAGACAGCAAAAUUUCACAGGUGCCAGUCAAGCAUGUGUACAGGGUGCUGCAGUGCCAGGAAGAGGAGCUCACUCAGAUGGUCUCCACAAUGUCUGAUGGCUGGAAAUUUGAACAGCUUGUCAGUAUAGGUUCCCAGUAUGGCUGUGGUCGGGCCCAGCAGGCAGAGUAUCUGCUGAUAGUGUCACGGGAAGUGAAAGGGGAAGAGAGAUGCUUCCAGAAAUGCUGCAGUGAGCUGGUUAGUAUUGGUUCUUCCUAUAACUAUGGCAACGAAGAUCAGGCUGAAUUUCUGUGUGUUGUCUCAAAAGAAUUGCAUAACACUCCGUAUGGCACAACCAGUGAACCCAGUGAAAAAGCAAAGAUUUUGCAAGAAAGAGGUUCCAGGAUGUGAAGAUGGUAUUGAAUGCUGAAGAUAUAUUCUCUCUUUUAUUCCAAGAAGCAGUGAAUUGUCACAUUGAAGAGGCUUGGCUGCAAAAGAAAAAAAAUCUGAUUUAGACAAUUUUCUGUUGAUCUGGGUUCAACCAUUUUUGCCUAUAAGCUGGUGUAAACUGGCUGAAAGCAUUGCAAGAUUACUUAGUGGGAAUAGAUGGUGUGAGAGUGUGUGUUAAGUUUUGGUUGUAGUGCAUGGUUGUACUCUUUUAUGGGCUGACUGACAUUGGUCAUUUGAAUAGAAGUGACCAUGCACUCAUAUUUUUCUCUGAGACAUGUAGCACUUAAUGCCUGGUGCUGGAUGACCCAAUGUCGAUCAGUUUGAAGAGUUUUUCUCACUAGUCAUUGUAAACAUUUAAAGGACAAUGUAACUGGUGCUACACACACAUACACACACACACACACAUUACAGGCCACAAAUGCAAAUUUUGGGGCCUAUGUUGUUUUGGAAUCGGUGGCAGCCCCAGGUGACUCUUACACUGCACAUUCCGUAUGGCUCUGUGACAUAUUCUCUCAUGUAACAACAGCAGAACAACCUAGGAGAUCAACUGAAACUAGCACAUAAAAUGUUACACCACAGACAGAAGUGUUUCUUUCUCAAGGAAGGAUGUAUA